ACGCUUGUCGACAAUAAACACAGGCCGUGGAGGACCAACCCCCGUAGAUCGACCUGACCUCCUCCCUUAUUUCGCUCGUUCUCCAGGUGGCGGGGCAGGCCUCGUCGCACCUGUCACAUUUCGCCGGUGGUGGUGAGUGGUAUGUAGUGAGUGUCUAGCGCUCGUCUCACCUGGAAACUUCAGAUACUCAAACGCGGCGAAUGCACGCGUUGGUCAGAAGGUCUAAACGAACAUACGCACACCAAGUGCGACUCUCGAUCCCAUCCGAUCUCCGAUCUCCCUGCCGGCAUGAAGAUCCGCCAGCUGCCGGCGAGAACGACAACGGUAUCGUUCCGGGCGAAACAGCGGGAUGUGGGCGGCAUCGGAAUGCCCUGCGAGCGGGAGCGGAAGCAUGAGGCCGCCAAGCGGGAGCGGGAGCGGGAGGAGCAGCUGAAGCGGGAUCAUGCCACAGCGGCUGCGGCAGCGGCGGCACAGCGAGUGCGCCAGCAUAAUCGCAGGAUCAGCGCCGAGGCCGAUCCCGCCAAGCGGAGGAUGCCGCAGUCCAAGGAGCGACUCCGGGCAGCCGGACUGGGCAGACCCGGAUCGGGCAACCCAUUGAAUGUAACUGGAGUCUCGCGGGUAUCAUCAUUCGCCCCGGGCGCGGCAGCAGCCGGAUCUCGCACAGAAAAAGCUCCCAGAAAGCACGUGCCUCCACUUCAGGACCGGAUUGAGGAGCAGGACGACUCCGAUGCCAAGGCCGAGCGGCUUAGGCAACAGCUGGAGGAGCUGGCUACGAUGUCGGAGGAGGAGUUCGAGGUGAAGUUCCGCCAGUGGCUGGACCAGGAGGGGAUUGCCCGGGAGAUGCACUCGCACUUGCGGGUGGAGCUUAUCCACUGCUUCAAUAACACGGCUCUCGGCCAGCUCCUAAGCAAAGCCGCUGGCGUCCAGAUGGCCCACUCCCACGCCCUGCUCCUCUCGCCACUGGCGAUGGUGCUCCACACGCUGGUGGCGGAGUUCCUGCACUCCCAGAACUGCCACUUCACACUGUCGGUCUUCUGCAGCGAGACGCCGCAUCGCAGCAAGCUGCCCGACUUCAGCAGUCGUCCGGAAUUCCGAUUCCAGUCGGACGAACUGCAGAAGGUGGUGGCCGCCAUCCUGGGAGAAGAGGGGGCGUUGGCCGAUCCCAAAUUUAGACAGCUGGCGGAGGCCCACUACGAGGAGGAUCUGGCUGGGCAGACGCAGUGCUUGCUGAUGGCUGUAAUGCGAACGCUGGUGGAGAUCAGGAGGACUGUGCCCGAGCAGGAGGUGGAACAUCCGGUUCCUGUGUCGCUGCAAGACACCGGCUGCCAAACGGAGCCCUCCGCCUGCGUGGAAGCUCGUCCCGAGGUCGACACCACUGGUCUGUAUCAGGCGGAGGAGCACGAGCUCAUUCUGGGCGCAGAUGGCCGGAGUGUUUUUGUGGGCGGCCGUGUCUCGCAAUCUCUGCAUUCCGUGGAGCAGCAGCUGAAUCAGUUGAUGAAGAACCUCCGCCAUUUGGCCAAGUCCUGUGCUCCACCCGUCGAGGUGAUAUCCUCGGCCAAAUUCGAGGACCUAUUGAAGAAGGAGCUGCGCGAAAGGGAGCGUCUUCGGAAAGCUGGCCGAGCCUUCAAUCCCGCCGAGACGAUCAUCAAAAUAGCCACCGGGAACAAGGAAGAGGAGCAGAAGGUCAGCAGUGGCAGGAACCAGGAAAAUGUCGUUCACUCCGAAUUGGGGCCCAUCCAAGUGCCAGCCCUGGACGUGGCCAUUCCUCAGCUGCCCCGUCUGCACACUGAACAACUGGCCAGUCUGGCCGUAAUCCGUCAGUCCCUCGACAUGGCCCAGAAAAAGACCCGUCAGCCGCAGGGCCGGAUGUACGUGUCCAUGGAGCGAUUGGAGACCCUCAUGGGGGACGUGUGCGGCUGUGUGCAGUUGCUCGGCAACAUGCUGAAUCUCUCCAUGGAACAGGAGCACUCUGUGGGCAUGCAUAAGGGCUUCAAGUUGGGCUACCGCGAGGGCUUUGCCCACGGUCACUUCAUGGGCCUGCAGGAGGGCCAGAAACUGGAGCAGCUGGAGGAGAAGAAGCGGCAAAGGGAAAGACCGCCGCCGGCAAAGAGGGAAACCUGCGUCCAAACGGAGAGGACGGCUUCCACUGCAAGUAGAGCCACCCAGACAUCGAGGAAGUCAGCUCACAGGGAAAGUGUCAUCACCCAAACGGAGCAAAAGGUCCUGAAGGAUGCUGGGAAUCAGGCCACUUUCGUCACGGAUCCCUCGCAGAAGACCUACGAACAGUGGAUCCACGAGAUGCUUCACAGCUCCAGUGGCCAGGUGUUCCUCGAACGGGUGGAGCUGUCCUUGAACAAGGCGCUGGAGCUGCAGAAGGAGCGCCUGGACGAACUCUUCCAGGUGAAGCUGCGACACCAGGCCGAGAUGUUCCGGCUCAGCAGGCGGCAGAACUCCUGGCGCACACUGUGCAAUCGCGUGGAGCGGGACUCGCAAUCUUCGGCAGAGGCGCGCGACCUGGUGCAGAAGAUCUUCCGGCUGCUGGAGCACUACGAGUCACACCACCAGCAGCUGGCGGAGAAGAUCCAGCAGACGGAGCUAGCGGCGGAGCAGGCGGCUCGCAUCAUGCCCAUGUGGGCGGAUGGAGCUGGUGGUGGCUUCGCACCUGGCAACUGGAACACGGCGAUCUCGACCACACCCAUUACCAGUGGGAUCUGCACUCCGGCUCCGCCACUGGCACCGACUCCGGAUCAGCAUGCCGUUGAUGGGGUGCUUCCUGUCAAGGCUGCAGGUAAGCCCCAUGUGGAACAGCACACAUAUCCCGGCCUGGCACUGUUGGCAUUGGCUCCGCCAGUUGGAGUUCCAGUUGCAGGCGCCUUCGUGCCGGUGCCUGUGCCAUCACGACUUUCUGCCCACUUCCUCGGGGAUACAGAACACCCUGUUGCUCUGGUCCCAGUGGCACGGAUCUACGGUGAUCCCCCGGAACAAGCGAGCAGACCUGUUCCCCCGAGUAGUGUUCCUGCAGCAACUGACAUUGUACAUCCUGCAGCCGGCGAUACCAACGUUUCCACAUUCCGAACCGGCCCCGCAUCUAGGGAUCUGCAUCCAGCUGAAAAUGGAACCCAAGAUCCUGCCACUUUAUCUGUGCCUACUCCUCCGGACCCUUCACCACCUGCGCCCAGUGUUCUGCCCUCCAAUGCAUCACUGCCACUUGCGCCAUCUGAUGAAACGGCACCUCCACCAGCACCUGCCCAAUCUUCUAUUCCUCCGAAGCCCUCAAUGCACUCGGUGGCCACCAACACGAUAACUCCCCUGCCCCCAAAAGUAACCCCUCUCAAACCGUCCAAUAGCAAACUCCCAGAAGGACCGAGCUUCGAGGAGGCUCUACUGAGUGCCAAAAGUCGCAUGCUGCAGUUGGAACAGGAGAGCGAUCUGUUGGAACACAGUUUCCUCAGCUACCUGGAGAAAACCAAGUCGAAGACAUCCGCCCAUAAGUCGCAGGAGGAUGCCUCAAAGACCCGAAGGAUUCGUGCCAGCUGCCAAAGGGAACGAGAGCAGAUGCAUCGCACCAUGGACGGUUUCCGAGAUUGGCAUCGACGUGUUCGCAAGGAGGACGCAGCUAGUCUGGGCCAACUUGAGGAACUGCACAGCCAGGGAGUUAUACCCGGUGGCAUCUUGGACUCCAAGGGAUCGUCGCCGCUGUGGCUAUCGGAACUGGACGAGGGCCACGAACAGGACAGCUAUCCCUUUACGAAUGCCAUCACCGAGGCUAGGAACAAAGUGCUGGACAAGAUAAUGCCAGUGAGGAAGGAGGAGCAGAAGGAGAAGCAAGCCGUUCGCAAGAAUUGGCUAGCAGAUCUGCCAUUGCAGAUUCCUGAAGCAGUGAAUCCGAUCAAGCCACCGAAAGUGGAUCCUCUGCUAACCAAUAUGGCGCCCGAUGCAAGCAGCAAUGGUGAGAUGAACGUGCUCCUCCAACGGGCCAAAGACGCCCUCGGUCUGCAAACGACGAUACCACUUCUGGACAGCAGCAGCAGCAGCAGUUCCAGCAUCGAGUUGCCCUCCUUGGCGGCGGGCAGAUCGCCCAGCACAAAGUUCCAGCAAUCCAUGGCCAGGAUGCAGAUGCUCUUUGGCGGCGCAGAGGCAGUGAAACCGGCCGUGGCUUCACUACCGCCCGGAAAAUCAGGAAGACCUGUAAGUGCACCCACCGCAGCAUCGCGCCCAGGAUUGGGUGAGCACUUGGUGCUCCCACAACGGCCCCACACGGCGCCCACUCUUCACACAAUCAGCGAAAACGAGCCAGCCCUUCAUCACUUGGAUGUCUCCACUUCCAGCUCUUCGCAAAGCACAUCACCGGGAGGGGGAAGAUCGCCGGGCGAAGCUUUCGAGGAUUUGGUCACGAGCGCCUUGGCGGAUGGAAGCCGGCGGCGAAAUGCGGAAUCGGGCACGAAGGUUUCUUACAGCCAGGCGUUCUGGAAACGCAUAAACCUGUGAAGCAACCUAAUAAAUAUGUGUAAAUUGAUCACAUUUCAA
Drosophila santomea is the source of this 4527-nucleotide messenger RNA. RefSeq lists its product as uncharacterized. The record is from RefSeq and is a predicted model, not a curated record. The transcript has 6 exons. NCBI's taxonomy places the organism in Eukaryota, Metazoa, Arthropoda, Insecta, Diptera, Drosophilidae. Gene Ontology annotation, molecular function: protein binding. Bases 289 to 4488 code for a protein of 1399 amino acids.